Messenger RNA from Triticum aestivum (bread wheat), 1334 nucleotides. Its product is annotated as NADH-ubiquinone oxidoreductase chain 4-like. Gene Ontology annotation, cellular component: respiratory chain complex I. The transcript has 4 exons. NCBI's taxonomy places the organism in Eukaryota, Viridiplantae, Streptophyta, Magnoliopsida, Poales, Poaceae. The record is from RefSeq and is a predicted model, not a curated record. Bases 1 to 1311 code for a protein of 436 amino acids. Gene Ontology annotation, molecular function: NADH dehydrogenase activity; NADH dehydrogenase (ubiquinone) activity; ubiquinone binding. Gene Ontology annotation, biological process: ATP synthesis coupled electron transport; aerobic respiration; electron transport coupled proton transport.
AUGGCGGCGGUGAUCCGUCGCAUGUACACGAAGAAUAUCGUCCUCAAGCCCUUACUUCACAGCAGUGAGAGGAGCUGCAUCAUCGCAAUACGGAGGCACUCCACACUCCCAUCAUUGGGGAAACCUCUGAGGCUCGGGCCUUGGAGACUACACGCCUGUCCAUGUUGGCUGAGCGUGCGUGACUGGAGAACCUUUAGCUUACACUCGACGAUCGCGCUCAACGACUGGUCCCUGAAUCCAGUCAACGACAGUGAAUUCCGCUUUAGGGCCACCCCUGACUCUACCAUCAUUAUAGGGGUAUGGGGUUCGAGACAAAGAAAGAUCAAGGCAGCAUAUCAGUUUUUCCUAUAUACUUUACUGGGAUCCGUUUUUAUGCUAUUAGCUAUUCUGUUGAUUCUUCUCCAAACAGGAACCACCGAUUUACAAAUUUUAUUAACCACUGAAUUUAGUGAGCGGCGCCAAAUCCUUCUAUGGGUUGCUUUUUUCGCCUCUUUUGCCGUCAAAGUGCCUAUGGUACCAGUUCAUAUUUGGUUACCCGAAGCCCAUGUAGAGGCACCUACGGCUGGAUCCGUCAUCUUGGCUGGAAUUCUUUUAAAAUUGGGAACCUACGGGUUUUUAAGAUUUUCAAUACCCAUGUUUCCCAAAGUGACACUUUGUUUCACUCCUUUCAUUUAUACUCUAAGCGCGAUUGCUAUAAUAUAUACUUCCUUGACCACUUUAAGACAGAUCGAUCUUAAGAAGAUCAUUGCCUACUCCUCAGUAGUCCAUAUGAAUUUGGUGACUAUUGGUAUGUUUAGUCCGAACAUACAGGGAAUUGGAGGUAGCAUUUUACUUAUGUUAAGUCAUGGACUGGUUUCUUCAGCCCUUUUUCUAUGUGUUGGUGUUCUAUAUGACCGACAUAAGACUCGACUUGUUAGAUAUUAUGGAGGUUUAGUGAGCACCAUGCCGAAUUUCUCUACCAUUUUCUUCUUUUUCACUUUAGCCAAUAUGAGUUUACCCGGCACUAGCAGCUUUAUCGGGGAAUUUCUAAUCUUAGUAGGAGCUUUCCAAAGAAAUAGCUUAGUAGCCACAUUAGCUGCGCUUGGGAUGAUUUUAGGCGCGGCGUAUUCCCUGUGGCUAUAUAAUCGUGUGGUUUCUGGAAAUUUAAAACCCGAUUUCCUCUAUAAAUUCUCCGAUCUAAAUGGCAGAGAAGUUUCCAUAUUUCUACCUUUUCUUGUUGGAGUUGUUCGGAUGGGUGUUCACCCCAAAGUGUUCCCGGACUGCAUGCAUACAUCCGUAAGUAACUUAGUGCAACAUGGCAAAUUUCAUUGAGAGGAAUCAGCAAAGAAAAGAAA